AUGGCGCAGCAAUGUAAGAAGAAGAAGCAGGGGAAGCAGCAAUGGAAGUCAAGGAAGAAGAAUGGAGGGAAAAAGAAUGAGAACGAGCGGAUGGAGAAGAAGGAGGAGGAGGAGGAGGAAAAACAAGAAGAAUGGAGCGAAAAGAGCAAAAACGGAGCAAUUGGAGAAGAGUUUUCGAAACUCAAAAUUGAAGAGAAUGACAUAAGGAACAUCAGUUACAUCACAGAUUACAAUCGAUCAUCAUCAUCCCUUGCUUCAAGUGCUAAGCAUAUUUGGGAAGAAUUCAAGGAAAGGUUUGACAGAUCAAAUCUUACCAGAAUCAAUCAUAUUUGGGCAGAAAUAGCAAGUUUGAAACAAGGAAGUGAUUCUGUGACAACGUAUUACUCUAAGAUGAAAGUGUUUUGGGAUGAGUUGGAUGUGGUGGGGCCAUUGCCUAGUUGCAAGUGUGCAGAGUCAAAACCUUAUGUAGAGCAUCUUAGAUCUCAGAGGUUGUUGAUGUUCCUAAUGGGAUUGAAUGAAAGUUACAGUAAUAACAGGAAUAAUCUGCUGGCAAAAGGUUCUGAUGUAACUUUAAAUGAAGCAUAUACAAUAGUUACACAAGAGAAAAGUCAAAGGUUAUCGGGUGUGGUGGAUAAGAAUAAAGAUAGUGCACAUAGAGAAGUCCUGACCAUGAUGGCAGAAAGAACUCAAGGGCACAAAUAUAAGAAAGGAGCAGGACAGGCUGCAGGGCAAUCAGAACUCAAAUCCUUUGCCAAUUCUACUACUGCAGAUGGAACGGGAGAAAGCAAUAGUACACAGCAAAAGAAUGGUGGACUGUUUACACAUAGCAGUACCAUGAAGUACUCAGCAAGCUGGAUGAAUCCUCUUCCUCUAAAUACAUGUCUAACAUGGCAGGGCCUCUUCAAUGGCAAGCAUCAUAGACUGAAGUUUCACAUUGAUAAGAAUAAAAUUGCUACUGUUUUUCAACUUGUACACUUCGAUCUAUGGGGUCCUUACAGAAAGCUAACUUAUGAUAAUGGACAAUAUUUUGUUACUCUGGUAGAUGAUUUUAGCAAAUCAUUAAGACAAUCAGAUCAGACAAUGGCACAGAGUUUUUCAAUUCCAACUGUGUUGAAUUGCUUGCUUCAUAUGGAUGACAUGUUUCUCACAUUACCAUCUGAACCUAUAGUUCUUGAUGAACCAAUGUGA
Molecule: messenger RNA, 1188 nt
Organism: Lycium barbarum (goji berry)
Lineage: Eukaryota; Viridiplantae; Streptophyta; Magnoliopsida; Solanales; Solanaceae
Exons: 8
Coding region: 1-1188 (395 amino acids)
Source: RefSeq, a predicted model, not a curated record